Molecule: messenger RNA, 981 nt
Organism: Protopterus annectens (West African lungfish)
Lineage: Eukaryota; Metazoa; Chordata; Ceratodontiformes; Protopteridae
Product: olfactory receptor class A-like protein 1
Exons: 1
Coding region: 1-981 (326 amino acids)
Biological process (GO): G protein-coupled receptor signaling pathway
Cellular component (GO): membrane
Molecular function (GO): pheromone receptor activity
Source: RefSeq, a predicted model, not a curated record
AUGGAAAUACAGCUGAAUCUCAAGUCUGCAGGUUUUGUUUUGCUUCUCGUUAUUGGGAUAUCCGCAAACUUCACUAUCCUAAUGUUAUUCCUUGUCUCUGCAAUUUCUGAUAAGAAGCUUAUGCCGACAGAUUUCAUUCUUACCAAACUAUCAUUUGUAAAUAUUGUGGUUGUCCUUGUGAGAGGAAUUCCCCAGACACUAACAGCCUUAGGCAUGCAGAAGUUAUUCAAUGACAAUGGUUGUAAAUUUGUUGUCUUUACCUACCGAGUUUGUAGAGCGAUGUGUGUGUGUACAACAGCUGUCCUAAGCAUAUAUCAGUGUAUUAUCCUUUUACCUCCAUCAUCAAAAUAUGUAACACUGAAACAAAAGGCUUCUCAGAAUAUUCAUCUAAUUUUCAUAUUUCUGUGGUGCAUCAACUAUAUAAUUUAUAUACCUGUUGGAUUUAUGUAUUCUCAGUCUGAAGUGAAUUUAAGUAUUACAAAAUAUACGCUCAACUUACAGUUCUGUUUUGUUAGGCUCCCUGAUGAAGCAUCAUACACAGUUUAUGGAACAAUUUUUAGUUUUCGGGACUUCUUCUUUGUUGGACUCAUGGUACUAUCCAGUAGCUAUAUUGUUGCAGUUCUGUACAAGCAUAACAAAAGACUCCAGAACAUGAGAAGUCUUGACAAAAAACAAGGCAACAGCAUUGAGUUAAAGGUAGCAAAAGCUGUGGUUAUGUUGGUUGCCUUGUAUGUUUUUUUGUUUGGGCUCGAUAAUGCCAUAUGGAUGUAUACCCUCAAUGUUUCUAAGGUCGAAGCUGCAAUUUCUGAAAUUCGUGCCUUCCUUGUCAUACUAUACAAUGCAGUUAGCCCAUUACUAAUAAUUGGAACAAAUAAAAAAAUUCAACAAAAACUGAAAUGCAUUUCUACAAAUGCCAAAUAUAAAACAAAAGAGACCGCUAUUGCACAUAUAACUAGUAACAAGGCAGACACAAUCUCUUAA